UCUGACUGUUCGUGUUGUUAGGGGAGAGUCGAGCGUUAGUUCGUCCGAAGUUACACCGAAACUUUCACAAUAAUGCCGCGCUGAAGAUGAGUCGACAGCAGGACGAGCAGGGCGUCGUGUUAACCGCCUACACCAGCAACAGCGAAGCGUUACGGGCUAUCAGCUGUAAGGAGCACACGGAGUUUCCCGGAGCGGGACGGAGCGCAGGUGUCUCCCUCGUUCAGCAGCUGCGAGCAGUAGUCCCUCGUGGGUUCUGUCGGCCGGAGCUCAGCGGCUCUCACCGCCGGAGGACAAGCCGCAGAACCGGUCAGUAUAAUGUCCAGCGAGGGAAAGCGUCCGGAGCGGCCCCGGGCCCCAGCUCAGGGAAAGCCCCGUACCAGCGCUGCAGCUCCCAGGACUCUCUGGACGAGCAGGCCAUGGUGGACUACUUCAAAGAGGUGGAGAUCAUCCAGCGCAGCGGAGACGCAGAGACGCAGGAGGACCUGCAGCUGAAGGUGGCUGACGAGGGCGAGCAGGAGGAGGCGUGGCUGAUGGAGGCGGGGCUUGCCACGCUGUUCGACGAAUCGGCUUCGGGCGGCGAGGACAGCAUCGUUCUACUCUCGACUCUGACCCGAACACAAGCGGCGGCCGUGGAGAGACGCGUGGAGACGCUCAAACAGACGCUGCGCAAGCGCAACAAGACCUACAGCGUCCCGGACGUCCGAGAGAUCUUUAAACCGUCCCCCGCUUCACAGAGUAAAGAUGAGGCUGGAUCCACAGAAAGAAGUGGGAGCGAUAAACAGGAAGUGGAAGAACUGGGUAAUGGGGUGGGGCCCGAUGCCGCGGGGGGCGGAGCUGACGCCGAGACGGACAUUAACCUGGAGGUGUCGUUCUCCGAGCAAGCACUUGUUUACAAGGAAGGGUUAAAGGUCAUCCAGCCCCAGAACGAAGCUGACGACAGGUUACCUGACUUUAAGGUGUCUCAGGAUAAGACUGGACAGACGAGAGUAGGCGAUCUGUCGGCGGAGGACAUGAAGAAAGUCCGCAGGCUUGUUCUGAUCGAGAUGAGCGCUCUGUUCGACACGUGCAGCAUCGAGGUCAAGGCUCAUAAAGCUCUCAAGGUCAAAGUGAGAGAGUCGGGUUUGUUCGGUGUUUCUCUCUCUACGCUGCUGGAACAAGAUCAGCGGAGGAUGCCGGGAGCCAGAGUGCCUCUGAUCCUGCAGCGUUUGAUCUCUCAUAUAGAGGAGCAGGGUUUAGAUACAGAGGGUGUGCUGCGGAUCCCUGGAGCUGCUACGAGAGUGAAGGCCGUCUGUCAUGAGCUGGAGCACAAGUUUUAUGAAGGCAUGUUCCCGUGGGAGAGUCUCAAGCAGCACGACGCAGCCAGUCUCCUGAAGCUGUUCAUCAGAGAGCUGCCCUAUCCUCUGCUGACCGUGGAGUACUUCAACGCCUUCCUGUCCGUGCUGAAGCUGCCUACUAAGAAACAGCAACUGCAGGCUCUCAAUCUGCUGGUGCUCCUGCUGCCUGAACCCAACAGAGACACUCUCAAGGCUCUGAUGGAGUUCUUCCAAAGAGUGAUCGACCAUAAGGACAGGAACAAGAUGACACUAAACAAUGUCGCAGUGGUGAUGGCGCCCAACAUCUUCAUGUGUAAGGGCUUCCGCAGUAAGAUCAGUGAACAGCAGGAGUUCGCUAUGGCCACUGGCACGGCUAACAUCGUCAGGCUGCUCAUCCGCUACCAGAACCUCCUCUGGACGAUUCCCAAGUUCAUCCUGAACCAGGUGCGCAAACAAAACAUGGAGAACCAGCGGAAGAUGAACAGAGACAGAGCAGUUAAAAAACUCCUGAAGAAGAUGGCGUACGACCGCGAGAGAGCCUCCAACAAACAGGAGAGCAACGCUGAGGCUGAAGGAGGCUUCAUCAGGGUCCAGGCUCCUCAGUUCUCGAUGGUGUCCAUGGCUGUCCAGCUGACGGAGGAUUUAAAGGCCUCAGAUGUUCUGACUCGGUUCCUCGGUCAAGAGAGGACUCUGUCUGUGAAACGAGAGGAUCUGUGUCUCUAUGAGAUGGGCGGAAACAUCAAGGAGAGAUGUCUGGAUGAAGAGACGUACAUCAAAGCUCUCCUGGAGCUCAACCCCAGUGCAGAGUGGGUCAUCAAACCCGUCCAGCACUGAGCUGCCAAUCACCCGGUCCCUGCACACCCCUUACAGACCACCGCAGACCACCGCAGACCACCAGAGGGGAGACAGCAGGAUCUCCAACACUACGACCUGCACAGAGACUGUAUGAACAUCCUUCAUAGUAAAAGCCAAAAAAAGCUCAGUGUCUGUGGUCUUUUAGUCUGGUUUGGCACAUUUUCAUCGCUUGCAAACAGUAGGUUGUUUCACGAAACAAAAAUAAGACUAAUUCACCAGGGUUUUUUUUAUUUAAAAUCUCCAGGUAGAAUCUCAUAGAAGAAGAAAAAAAACUAUUUUGGAGCUUGUUUUUUUUGUACCGUUUUCAUCAUAAUUAAACAUUUUCGCUCCCGAUUUCUUAUUACUGUGACUCUCCAAAAAAAAACUUUGUUAAUCCUUCUCAUUACUUGAGGAGUGAAUAUAUAUAUUCAGUGUUGGUCUUUUCAUCAUUGCAGUCAGCAGUCUUUUAUAAAGGAAAGAGGACCCGGGGAUAUGUUUAAUUAUCAUGAAAAUAGUUAUCAGUCAGUUAAGUCUGUGUAAUUUAUAUUAAAAAAAAUACUUAACUUAAUUAACAUUUUUCUUUGGGGGUGAAAUAUGACCCAGACCUGUGCUUUACAGGUUUUAUGAAGUGCGCCCAGCCUCAAAUCUCAUGAACAUAUAGACCGUAUACAUUGUCUCAGACGCACCGAGGUAUACCUUCAUCUCCCACGUUUCUUCCUUAAACAUUUGAUUACAUGUGUGAUCUCUUGAGAUGAUAGCAAUCAGUCACAUGACUUACAGUAGCUCACACUGCCAAGAAAAGUUCGCUUGUUCAGUCGCUCCCAGGGAUCUUGGACGUACUUUUUUUUUUUCAUGUUGGAGAAAAUAAUGCAAGUCAGAUAAUAUUGUACUAUAUCUGUAAAGGAUUAGUGACUGAAAACACAGACCUCAUCAAGUACUUCAACGGAGGGAAACACUUGGCACUUAAACGGACCCUGUCUGUUAUUUACAGUGAUGUCAUUGAAUGAGUAGUUUCAUUAGAGCUGUGAUUUUUAUUUUUUACUGCUACGUCUUUUGCUGAUGUCAUGCUUUUAUUGUGCUGGAAACUGUGAACCUGGUGAAAAGGACCGUUGCUGUAAGUUUUAAUGCUUCUGAAAAUAACCACUAAAUGUUUUUGUAAAUAAAUUUGUAAUUCCUC
Puntigrus tetrazona (Sumatra barb) is the source of this 3324-nucleotide messenger RNA. RefSeq names its product Rho GTPase activating protein 18 (gene arhgap18). Lineage: Eukaryota; Metazoa; Chordata; Actinopteri; Cypriniformes; Cyprinidae. Gene Ontology annotation, molecular function: GTPase activator activity. Gene Ontology annotation, cellular component: cytoplasm. The transcript is spliced from 16 exons. Bases 87 to 2147 code for a protein of 686 amino acids. Gene Ontology annotation, biological process: signal transduction; regulation of actin filament polymerization; regulation of small GTPase mediated signal transduction. The record is from RefSeq and is a predicted model, not a curated record.